Dictyostelium discoideum AX4 is the source of this 954-nucleotide messenger RNA. RefSeq lists its product as hypothetical. The record is from RefSeq and is a predicted model, not a curated record. The transcript has 2 exons. NCBI's taxonomy places the organism in Eukaryota, Evosea, Eumycetozoa, Dictyosteliales, Dictyosteliaceae. Bases 1 to 954 code for a protein of 317 amino acids.
AUGACCAUGCACGGAAUUUUACCAGCAGAUGAUAUUGAUUAUAUCAAUGAUACACCAACAAUUCAAGAAUAUAAAAAAUUAAAGAGAGUAAUGAAAAUUAUGACCAACUUUUAUGUUGGUGGUAGUGCAACCAAAUUACAACAAGCAGAAUACUUUGAAGAUGAAUUAAAAAAGGUUACAACAGAUCAAAAUAUGAUUGAAGCACAAUUGAAUGUAAUGAAGAAAUUCCCAAUUCAUCCAAAACGUCGUGAAUAUGAAGAGGAGUUACAAGAGGAGAAUGAUAAAUUAGUAUCAAUGAAAAAGAAAUUCUCAACCAAAGCCGAGGAAUAUAGAAAACUUUACGUUUGGUCAAAUGGUAUCGUUCAGGUUACUAAAUGGUUAGAGGAUGGUUUGGACGAUUAUUGUGUAAAUCAUUUAAAGAUGGAUUUGGGUUUUGAAGUGAUCCCAAACGAACCAUUAUCCAAAGAAAAGUACAGCGCAUACAAAGAGGGUCUCGACGAGAUCACCUACAAUCUCCAAGAGAGCCAAGAUUUCUUCUCUGCUUCAUUGGAUGGUCGUCUUCGUCAAUAUCAUAGAAUGGAAAAGGAGAUUAUUGAAGCUCAAAUCGAAGCUGUCAAAAGUUUCCCAGAAGAUAACCCACGUCGUUCUCAUAUCAUUGCUGAAUUGGAACAAGAUCUUGAAUAUGUCUCUAAAAAUAUGGUUGAAGAUCCUUCUGCAAUGGCUAAACGUGUACGUAUGCUUGAAAUGCAUUCAGAUUUCUUUAAGGUACUUCGUUGGUAUCGUGAAAAAAUGAAGGCUCUUGGUGAUGAAUAUGGUAUCGUCGAUACUGAUAAACGUACUGAAGAAGAGAAAAUUAAAUCUGCCAUGUCAACUCAAGUCGAAUUCAUGACUAAUUUCACCCCUGAAAAUACUCCAGAAUUAGAAGAAUUAAAAAAAUUAAAUUUACUUCAUUAA